CUACGCCAUAAAUAUCAUCGAUUUGUUGGCAGUCGGUGUCGCCAGGUACUCAUCCAGAUCAUCCCCACCUUCGUCGACUCCACCGGUCAUCAAACUCUCUCGUGAGGACUGCAGUCACGAUCGAUGAUCCAUCGACAUCAUGUCCCGCGAAACCGUUGAUCCCACGUCGUGUGCCUUCCUCUAUCGAGGCCAGCCCCAGCCCAAGUCCGGCGUUUUACGACGCUUGGCGCAAUGGAUCUGGUCGGCCUGGCCCGUCGAUCCCGACUCUUCUUCUCCCGCCGGCAUCCACCCAGAUCCUACACCCGACCCAGACGAUCGCAAUUAUACCGUAUCCACCGGACGCUGCGGAAACCCCCGGGCGGCGGCUUUGGCAACCCCGCGAUAUCUGCCUUCCCCGAACGACCCGCCGGUGCCGGAGGUGUCAAGCUAUCCCUGUAAGGCGUGUCGGACGUGGGGUGUCGCGUGCGACCGCCAGCAACCGCACUGUUCACACUGUCUGGACCAGCAGAUCCUGUGCUUCUAUAUCCCCCCGCCACGGAAGAUGGUCAACCGGAAGAAAGCGCGGGUUGGCGUCGUGGUGUCGGAUGGACAAAGUAUCGGAGAAGUACCGAUUGAAGGACUCAAGUAAAAUGUUACAUAGUAUCUCGUUGAGAAUAUAUAUCCGCGGCCCGGAUCUGAUCCGGCCGUACUUAUUCCUGGUUGUUCUCGCGAUCGGAGAGGAAUCCCGAACGAUGCGUGAUGGAUCGGAUCAGCGACAGCAGCGGAGCACUGUGUGCCG
This is a messenger RNA of Aspergillus candidus, 778 nucleotides long. RefSeq names its product Zn(II)2Cys6 transcription factor domain-containing protein. Gene Ontology annotation, biological process: regulation of DNA-templated transcription. The record is from RefSeq and is a predicted model, not a curated record. The transcript has 2 exons. Gene Ontology annotation, molecular function: zinc ion binding; DNA-binding transcription factor activity, RNA polymerase II-specific. The coding region runs from base 140 to 628 and encodes 162 amino acids. Lineage: Eukaryota; Fungi; Ascomycota; Eurotiomycetes; Eurotiales; Aspergillaceae.